Messenger RNA from Crotalus tigris (Tiger rattlesnake), 5098 nucleotides. It is a transcript of the gene FAM151A, whose product is annotated as family with sequence similarity 151 member A. Bases 1634 to 2530 code for a protein of 298 amino acids. Lineage: Eukaryota; Metazoa; Chordata; Lepidosauria; Squamata; Viperidae. The record is from RefSeq and is a predicted model, not a curated record. The transcript has 6 exons.
CCCCACAAUCUGGGUCCUCAUUUUACCUAUCCCAGAAGGAUGGAAGGCUGAGUCAACCUUGAGCCGGUGAGAUUUGAAUCGCUUAUUAGAAUGCUAGACCUGAUUUCAAAAACAGCUAAUAGGUCAUAGGCAUGGAGCACUUCUGUGCCAGCAAAGUAGCUUAACCCAUCUUUUAUAAGGACAUAACCACACACUAGAUAUUAAGAAAAGGGGUGUUUUCUUCUGCUGGCAUGUGAGGCUUGGUGGAAGGAGUAAUGCCAAAGGGAGCCACCAGCUGCUUAACUUGUUCCAUAUUAACUUUAUAAAGAUAGGCACCAGUCACUGGCCUCAUUUCUGUGUCAGAAUAGGGAUUAGCAGCAAUAAGGGCAGCACAGUUUAUGCUGGCAUACUUUUCUGCCAACUCAUUGAUUGGAGGAUAGCAAUUUAAUAUUGUCACCUGGCUGUGCUCUAAAACACUUCCUUCUCCAUGACGCUCUUGUACGAUCGCAAUCUGGAUCAGCUUGAGCUGGUUGCCAUGGUUCUAACUUAACAAAAAUGAGAGUAGAUUCAGGAGUUAGUCCUGUAUAUCAAUUGUAAGCCCAUUUUCACCUUGGGAUAUGCAAAGCCAGACAGAUUCUUAAAGGCUUUAUAGAGAUUUGCUAGGGUUUGUCUCCAGUCUCCCGUAUGUACAGUGGGAUAAGUUCAGUCGUUAUGAGAUCUUCAACCUCUGCAUCUCCCAGGAUACAUAUAGCUGUAGAUUAAUAUGUUUUUUUUUAAAAAAGAAAUCUGGCAAGGAUAAGAAAAAUGAAGAUGUGAUCGUAUCAGCGUGAUUUCUACCCUGCUAAUUUAAAACUGGCAAGAUUUUCUUUCUGCAAGAUGUUUUGAAAAGCUUUCUGAAGAAAACUCUCAACCCUAACUUUCACAUCCAUGGCUCCAGUGCCACAAAUAUCUGACAGGAAAAAUCUUCUUUCCAUUUGCAGUUGUUGGAAAAAUGGACUUUAAACUCAAAGUGCUGUUGUGCUGAUCGACACGGAACGAAGGAGGGACACAAAUUCCAUCUAUAAUAGGCAUAACCCGAGAGACUUUUUGUGGAGUUCUUCAUGAGCUCAACAAAUCAUUUUUGUUUGGAGUUUCCUUAUGAGAACCUGUUCUGUGGUGAUGCCUUCAUUUUUAAUUCCAGCAUGACAGCCUUUAAUUAUUAGGAAGCACAUUCUGCAAGGAACGGAGUAUCUGUUAAAAAGGUUUUUUGCUUUGUGUUUUUUUUUUUUGUGACAGUACCAGAUGAUCAGAAGUUUUUCAGCCAUGUUAUAAUUCUUCAAGAAAGAAUAGAAAAACGGAUUGCAUAGUGAAGUCGUAUGCCAAUAGUAGGACAGUACAGGAAAUUUGUUCAAGAGAAAGCUCUGCCAUUCGCAUUGCUCAGAUAACUAAGAAAAAAACUGUAGAUUUUAAAGAAGAGUUUCUAUCAAGAAAAUACUUGGAUGUGUACCCUGUUCAAUUUGUUUUGAAUCCUGGUUUCAUCAACCAGGGCUUCUUGCUGGAAUGAAAUUCUUCAGAAUUUGUUUCAACUUCCUUUGAUUUUCUUGCCUUCCACUGCAAAAGAAGGUGUCAUUGUUGAAACACAGACGCCAGGAAACUUUUGCACAUCAAAAAUACGAUGAUUUCCAGGAUGGGCUGUUCUUCUGGAAGAAAAGGAAGAGUUGUUGCUUUGAUCAGUGCUGGGGCAGUGAUUUCUGGUUGCAUAGCUCUCUUAGUGUGGCUCGCAGUCAGAAAACAAUUUCUGGAAGGUACAAACGCCAAGCCAAACAAAGCGCUUUUGAAUUGGGAGCCAGUGUUUUCCGCGAGGGUGCAAUUGCAGGACACGGAACCAAGGCCAUCCUUUCAUUCAGGUGGAGAUGUAUUAGAUUAUUUGCUUAAUCUGAAGAGAAUAGAUAAAAAAGAUGGAUUGUUGGUCACCUGGUAUCAUGCUGCAAAUAGUAAGAAAGACAUGGAAGAGGCCUUAAAAGCUGAUGUCAUGGCACUGGAAUCUGAUGUCACCCUUGAAGGAUACAAUACGCCCAAUGAGACGGAGAAACCCAUUAUGGCCCACCCCCCUGACGUCUACAGUGACAAUACGCUUCAGAAUUGGCUGGCGACAGUGCUCAGAUUCCUGACUCUCAUUCAGGAGAAGUUUCCAAACUGCACUCUUUCCCCGGGAUGGACAACCCUCUAUUUAUCUCACUUUCCAAACAAGACUUAUACGCAGAGUAUGGUGGAAGAAAUGCAUUCUCUUGUGGGAAACCUAUCUCAGCAAGUCACCUUCCCUGUAAGAGCUGUCAUGGUUAAACCAGCCUGGACUCAUCUGAGUUGGCUUCUGAGUCAAUCGAAAAGAUAUAGUUUGACUUUGUGGCAAGGGAAGACUGAUCCAGUCACAGUGGAAGAUCUCCUGUUUAUUCGAAACAACAGCAAACCUGAACAAAUCUAUUAUGACCUUUAUGAACCUAUUUUGUCUCAAUUCAAAAAAUUGGCAUUCUCUCAAACAGAGUCAAGUGCAAAAAGAGGAUGGAGAAGCUAAAUGAAAAACGUUGGGGGAAAAAAUGGAGCCAAUUAUUAAUGUACUGCCAAUUUACAACACAGGGAAUAUUUGACAAUUUAAAGUGGACUUUUCAGAUUUUGGAAGAUCCGGACUGUGUAGAGAACUUUAUUAUAUGGAUUCAAUUGAUACAUAUCUCACAAAUUGUACAAAUAAAUAUGAAGCCUUUGUGAAAAACAGAAAACAGAAACACAGAAAGGAAUGAGUCACUUUUUGCAUAAUUAUUCAUUCUGGCUCUUGACAUUUUCAAUACAGCCAAAAGGCAAGAUGACAAAAUUGUUGGAGUGAAAGUUAAAAAAAAAAAAAAAGGAUUUUAUAAAUUAAAGACAUUUGCUGAAAACUUGGCUUUUGAAGAACCCCUUAAAAGGGAUUGAUGUAUUAAUGAAAAAAUCUUGGAUUUUGAUGCAUUGACUGGACUUAAAGUUAAUAAGGAAAAAAUAAAGAAUAUAAAGAUGGAAGAGCAAAAAGAAUUAUCUGUAAAAGCUAGAUUUCAGAUUCGGGGGAAAAGUGAAGUAUUUGGCUAUUACUAUUACUACCAUGACUUUAUUUCAAAAUAAUUAUCUUAAGGUAUGGAAUGAAAUUAAAUAGAAUUUAUUAAUGUGAGGAAAAUGACAAUUAUUACUGUUGGGAAGAACUUCUGAGGUAAAAAUGAACGUGUUAGCUAGAAUGUUAUUCUUAUUUCAUACAAUUCCUGUUUGAGAACUGAUGUGCCAUUUGAACAGUGCAAAAGACAUAUCCAGAUUUAGAAGGCAGGAUAAAAAACCCAAAGGUUAAAUAUAAGUUUCUUCAACAUACAAAGAAAAGAGGACUAGAUUACCGGAUUUAAAUGGUAUUUUCCUGCCUGCAGUUUGGUUUGUAUGAAGAGGCUGUUGUUAAGAAAAAAAGAGAUUCAGAUUUAGAAGAUCAUGGUCUGAAGUUUGGGUGGCAUUAUUACUUAUGGUGUUGUUGUUAUUAAUGUAGAUUUUAAAAAAUCAUUAUAUUAGGGAUAUAAUAUUAGGAAUAUGGAAUAGAUACAAACCUGGGCUAUUCCAGAAAAUAUCUUUAUUGGCCUCAACUCAAUAAGUGUUUUAUAGAUAAGAAACACCUGGCAAAGAUAAAUGGUUAACAUAUAAAGACUUCCUAGGACAGGAGAAUAGGGAGCUUAAGUUGGAACCAAGAAAACAACUGACUGCACAAGAAUUUAGUUUUCAAUGGUUCUUAUAUGCAAAUUAAGAGAAAGCUUUAACAUAGAUAAAAAGACUACCAGUAAUAUGAUGUGAUGCAAUGGAAUUUGAAAAUGAAUUACAUACAAAGGAUGAACAUGUGAUUACUAAAAUGUAUGCACUUUUGUUGAGAUUUGAAAAAGAAGAACAGUAAAUUAAAAGAAUGUAUGUUAUAAAUGGGCCAAGAAUUUUGGUGAUAAUAUUCAGAUGGAUCAAUGGGAUAAAGUGUGGUUAAAAGACCUGAAGUUCACAUUGUCUUACAACUCGGAACAACACUUUUUAAAAAUGGUAUAUUGUAGGUGCAUGAUAUCAGAGAAAUUGUCUAACAUGCAUAAAAGUGCAUCUAAUUAUUGUUGGAAAUGUGAAAAACAUAAGGAGCAUUUUUAUCAUACAUGAUGGACUUGUGAAAAAGCAAAAACUUGAUAUCCCAAACGGUGCUUUUUUCACGAGGCAAUUGGACUUUCUUGUUUUUCUUUGAAGACGUUUCCCUUCUCAUCCAAAAAGCUGCUUCAGCUCUGUCUGGAUGGUGUCAGAGCUGAAGAAGCUUCUUGGAUGAGAAGUGAAACAUCUUCAAAGAAAAACAAGAAAAUCCAGUUGCCUUGUGAAAAAAGCGCCUUUGGGACAGCUGUGUCUUAGAUGACUAAGAAUCUCCACAGACAAAAACUUGGUGCAAAUAUAUAAGAUAAUGCAGAAAGUUCUCAAAAUUAACUUUCAGAUAAAAGCAGAACUUUUCUGACUAAGAUUUAUGGACAAUCAACUAAAAAAGCUCAUGAACAAUUGGUUUCAUAUAUAACUGCAAUGAGGUUAUUAUAGGUACAAAGAUGGAAGUCUAUGGAAACACCAGCAGAGGAGGAAUGGAAGGCUGAGUUUGCAGAAAUGGCUAAAUUGAUUUAUUUUGAUUAAAGAGGGAACUAGAACUACUUUUAUAAAAAUAAUUGGAAAACCUGUAUGGAUUUUUGGCUGAAGUUGAAUAAAAAUCUAGUGGUGAUUUUGGGAUUUAUUGAUUAAAAAGUAUUAAAAAGAUUUGUGUUUAUAACUGCUAAAAAAAAGAUCAUAAGUCACUUCUUUAAAUGCCUUUUUCUUUCCUUCUCGUUUUCAUUCACUUUUUCCUAUUACCCUUUCCUUUUUUCUUUUUCUACCUCAUCUUUUAUGUUUCUGCAGUUUUUAAAAUCUUUAUAAGAUAUUCUUUCAAUAAAAAUAGUUUUGCAGAUGAUUUGGUAUUCAUUCUAGAGGAACCUUUAGAGACGAUUCCUAAACUGCUAGAAAAGAUAGAACAAUUUGGAGAGAUAGCAGGAUUAAAGAUAAAUAGAGAAAAAACUAAAGUGAUAGUUAAAAAUUUUACAGAUAA